GAGAGCAGCAGAAGCAGCGUCUGGCGAAGGAAGUGCCACCGUGUCCACAGAGAGGACUGGUUACCUGGACCUGAGCCUGCACACGUCUUGUUUACAGGCCUGUGAGGUCGUGCUCGGGUUUUAUUGCUCACUCUUUCUCUUUCGUUACAAGGGUCAGUUUAUGAAACCUCCAAUCUGGAUCGCGGCGGCACCAACAGGAAGAAGAAGAUAGAGGAAUUCUCUCGCUCUUCUCGGGAGAAAAUCGUCCAGUCCAAGAACAAAAUGUUCUCCAAAUUCACGUCCAUCCUGCAGCAUGCUGUGGAAGCGCUUGCUCCGUCGCUGCCCCUGCAGGAAGACUUUGUCUACCACUGGAAGGCCAUAACGCAUUACUACAUCGAGACUUCUGAUGACAAAGCUCCAGUUACAGACACAAACAUCCCGUCCCACCUGGAACAGAUGCUGGACAUCCUGACCCAGGAGGAAGCGGAGCGGGAGUCUGGAGAGACCGGACCCUGCAUGGAGUACCUCCUUCACCACAAGAUCCUGGAGACGCUCUACACACUGGGCAAGGCAGAUUGUCCUCCGGGGAUGAAGCAGCAGGUGCUAACCUUUUACACAAAGCUGCUCGCACACAUUCGUCAGCCUCUGCUGCCCCACAUCAACGUCCACAGACCUGUACAGAAACUGAUCCGUCUGUGCGGGGAGGUGCUGGCUGCGCCGACAGAAAACGAAGAGAUUCAGUUUCUUUGUAUCGUCUGUGCCAAACUAAAGCAGGACCCGUACCUCGUCAACUUCUUUCUUGAGAACAAGUCAAAGCGACCGGAGACUAAGAGUCCUGGACGAACGGAGGUGUUGAAGGAGAACGUGUUGGCUCCAGACACCGGUCAGUCUCGGUCAGAGGAGCAGGCUGAGGAGCCGCAGGCUGCAGCUGCUGCCUCCACCUCCAGUCCAAUCACCAACAAUAACAACAGCAACAACUACAACCUCGUCUCCUCCCUGCUCAACCUCACUAAGAGCCCUGACGGGAGGAUCGUGGUGAAGGCGUGCGAGGGCCUGAUGCUGCUGGUCAGUUUACCGGAGCCUGCAGCCGCCAAGUGUUUGAUUGAAAACACGGAGCUGUGUGACCUUCUGACCGACAGGCUGGUCUCCUUCUAUAAAGCGCUGCCUCAGUCCAUGGACCCGCUGGACAUCGAGACCGUGGAGUCGGUUAACUGGGGUCUGGAUGUGUACAACCUGAAGGAGGACGCUGCCAUCUUCACGGGGAAGCGAGCUCUCAUCUCCUUCCUGUCGUGGCUGGAUUACUGCGACCAGCUGAUCAAAGAGGCUCAGAAGUCAGCAGCUGCUGUGAUGGCGAAGGCAGUGAGAGAGCGAUUCUUUGUGUCUGUUAUGGAGCCACAGCUAAUGCAGACGUCUGAGGUGGGCAUCCUGACCUCCACAGCGCUGCUGAACCGGAUCAUCAGACAGGUGACGUCGGAGGCUCUGCUGCAGGAGAUGGUUUACUUCCUGCUGGGCGAGGAGAGAGAGGCGGAGACAGCAGCUACCAUCGCUCAGAAUCCUCUCAGACACAGACUCAUCGAGCACUGUGACCACCUGUCAGACGAGAUCAGCAUCAUGACUCUGCGGCUGUUCGAGCAGCUCAUCCAGAAGCCCAACCAGCACAUCCUCCACAGCCUGGUGCUGCGCGGCCUCGGGGAGAGGAACUACCUGGAGAACAAACCACAGGAGGAGCGGGAGCCCCUGGAGAACGGGCAGCCCCAUGAUGCCGUAGACCUUGAGGAGGAUCCUCUGUUCGGUGACGACGUCUCUCCUGACAGCAGGCUGUCCGGUUCUGAUUGGCUCAGCUCGUCUCCGCCUCAGAGUCCCGAUCACUCAAAGUCUGACGGGAAGACGGAGGUGCACAAGAUCGUCAACAGUUUUCUGUGUUUGGUUCCCGAUGAGGCGAAGUCUUCAUAUCAGGUCGAAGGGACGGGCUACGACACCUACCUCAGAGACGCACACAGACAGUUCAGGGAUUACUGCGGUGUCUGUCAGCGGUGGGACUGGAGGGGGAAUCCCAAGCCGUUCGAGAAGUGUAACCUGGACAUCCCGUUCUUCGAGGGACACUUCCUCAAGGUCCUCUUCGACAGGAUGGGUCGCAUCCUCGAUCAGCCCUACGAUGUGAACCUGCAGGUGACGGCCGUGCUGUCCAAGCUGUCUCUGUUACCACAUCCACACUUGCACGAGUACCUGCUGGACCCCUACAUCAACCUGGCCCCCGGCUGCAGGUCUCUGUUCUCCGUCAUCGUCAGGGUCGUUGGAGAUCUCAUGUUGAGGAUUCAGCGAAUCCCGGACUUCACUCCCAAACUGCUGCUGGUGAGGAAGAGAUUACUGGGCUUGGAGCCGGAGGGCAUCACUAUCGACCACAUGACUCUCCUGGAGGGCGUGAUCGUGCUCGAGGAGUUCUGCAAAGAGCUGGCAGCCAUCGCCUUCGUCAAAUACCACGCAGCAGCCUCGUCCUCGCCGUGACUCUCCUGCUGAUCAUCCAUCUGCCUCGCUCUGCAGACAGGUCAGGAUGGGACUUCUUUGGGGUGCGGUGGAAACGGUGGCACAGGGUCGGCAUAAAAAAAAACUUCACACCUAACUGCUCAUCCCCGACUGAUAGAGCCAACAUGGAUGGAUUCAUAGCUCCGCCUCCUCCGGCCUCCCAGGCUGCUCCAUGAAAAGUCUCUGGUCUGUGUUUGACCGAUUGGAGCGAAGACACUGCCCAGCCCGAGGAGGAGGAGGAGGAGGGAGAGGAGGGGGAGCAGAGAGAUGGUCACUGGACUCUUUUCAGCCGCUGACUUUUCUCUCCCUCGCCUCCCUCGCCAUCCCUCCUCCUCGUCCGUCAAAAGACGACAUCCUGUAAAGAUUCUGUCGAGGACAAAACAUGUUUGUGUAUUUAUUUUCUGUCCUGUCGUCGGCCAUUUGUAAAAGUCAUUGCCUUAGUGUGGAUUCACACCUUUCAGUUACAGACUGUUUCCUGUCGAAACAUUUUAAUCUUGAGUCGUCUGUUUGAAGACAAGAGGUCCACUACCUUCUGAUCUUUGACCUCCUCAUACCCCUGUAGUUACAUUCAUGUUGAGGUGCAGUAUUUACGAUGCUGCGCUCAGAUUUUAUACGCCAAGUCGUCGUUAUUUAUUUGCUUUCAGGUUGCCUUUUUAACUGACGUCAUAUUAAGAAGGACGUCGAUCACUUUAUUUGUUUCUCUUCAGUUCGUCUUUAAUCACCCAAAGAUUUCACCUGACAUCACUUCCUGUUCCUGAAACAGGAAACGCUGUGACGUCGUUUCAUCGAUGCUUUCAGACUUUUUAACUCCACGCUCAGUGUUGCAUUUCUCACACACACACACCGGUGUUUAUUUAAUCAAAGCGAUGUGUGUGUUUAAUCGUUUUUAUAACAUUUAUAAUUCUGUUUAUUUUAUCGAUGAGAGGAAGCCGAGGAUCAAGUCGCUUCAUGUGAUGCGUUCAGGCGUCUUUCAAACGUAUUUAAAGUCACACUGACGCCUUCGAUUGUCACUUUAUGAGAAGCUGGGUUGGGUUUUCAGACUCCACUUCACCAACUAUCACAGUACACAGCGAGCGAGAGGUCAAAAACCUCGCAGCGCUCGAAAUACGAAGAUCAACUUAAUGAGAGCGACGCGUUUCGGCCUGUGGCGUUCACGAGGAAGACCCCGAUGAAGGCCACAUGCUGAAACACUUCAGACCAAUCAAGUUAAUAACUCAUUUUAUUCACACGUUGGACAUUUUCCUCUGAACGCAUCGUUUUAGAGGAUCCAAUCGACGGGCGCCCUGUGCACCGCCAUGCUGCUCAUCCCAGGUCGCAGCUAGAGCGGGAACAGACCGCUUUUAAGAUCAGAGUUGUCCGGCGCUUGCCAGGAUCGUUGAGGCCGACUUAAAGCUCAAAGCAUAGAAAACAUCAGAGCGAACGUGUCCUUUCACUCGUUAUUAUUUUGUUGCUCUUCUGUAUUUCAGAUUUGCAAUUUGUGGAUCUCAAAAAGUUAACGUUAAAGAAAGACGAUGGAUCGUGAAAACCAGGAGAGGAAUCGGUCUGUUUUUUUAGUUUGAAACAGUCCAUGAGGUUUAAACUCCUGCGGUGCUGACAGUCUGUUGAAUGAUUUGGUUCGUUGUUUUGACCUCGCCGUCGUAUAACCUUCAAACAUGGCCGCAGGUCGUUUUGAUUCCUCUCUAUGAUCGUCUUUUCAGUCCUUCAUGAAUCAGAUAACGGCAGUUAUUUCACGAUUUGUCAAACACGAUUUGAAGCUUUUAACACGAUACGAUGUCAAAGCAGCUUUUCUGAGCGUGACAUCAGAGGAAAAUGGCCGCCGUCUGAGCACGGUGAAAGGUUUCAAACCUUUAUUGACUUUUGACCCCUGAAACAGAAACACGUCGUCUUAGUCGUCGUCUGUUUGACCCCGUCAUGUCUUCAGUUCUCAGAAGAUUCAAUCUGAACAUCAGAGAUCAGUGUGUGCGGCCUGGACUCAGAACGCUGUCACGACUUCCUCUGAGCUGGCGUGUGUUUACCUGCAGUAUUACCUGUCCCCCCCCCCCCCGGCUGUGUGCUGGAUGAUGUAACGUUUGAAUAUGUUUAAAUCACUUCAGUGUAACUUUAUUUGAAUGAUUGGUGGCGUGUGUGUCGGGACGAUGGCGUUCACGUGUGACUGACGCCGCGACUCGUCCGGCUCCAUCAGCACCUCAGCUACAUUAUGCAACCGCCUGCAUGCAUUCACAUUUGCACAUUGUCUUUUUUCAUCUUUGUUUAUGAUGUAAAUGUACAAAAAAAAAGAUCUUUUUUGUUUUUUCCAAAAUGUUUCAUAAACCAAAAAAGACGAAAAUUCUCGGAUGUUCCAGAAGUUUCUAUUUUUAGACCUCGUCUUCAUCGCCACGCUCUGACGCUCGCUCGUACACAUGUAGAUAACGUGUGUAUGAUAGCGAUAGAGAUCUACUUCCUGCUGUACAGGCAUGCAUGAACAUGAUUUUUCUUUGUUAAAGAGAAGAGAAAAAGGAGGAUUUGUUUGUGUGGGGACGAUUCAGAGAGUCUGAGAGGAGACUUGAUGCCUUACUUGACACUGUGGAUCUCUGACCACGCCUCAGAUCCACGUGGCGUGAUGUGGCGUGUACAUCUGAUGGAGCAUCUCUUGUGUUACACUUUCUAAAAGAUGCACACGACUCUGAGUCGUCACAUAUCUGAUGCCAACUGAUUUGUUUUUCCUGUCAGCUUCGACCAAUCACUGUUCCCUGUUUGUGCGUGUUCAUGUUCAUCGCUGCUUUGAAACGGGACGUAGAGCAUCCCGUCUCUUCUUUCACCGCCGCCUGUUUCCGUUUGUGAUGGUGCAUCAUUUCACGUUAUGGUGCAUGCUCGCUCCUCUGGCCUCUCAGAGAACAUGUGAUCUCAUUUAGCCGUCUUCAUUUCAGCUCCGUUUGUGUUUCAUUACGGACAACAUGGUUUUCCUUUAACUUCCUCCGUCCUGAUUAAAAAAAACAGAAAACAGUCUUCA
This is a messenger RNA of Labrus mixtus (cuckoo wrasse), 5491 nucleotides long. It is a transcript of the gene fhip2a, whose product is annotated as FHF complex subunit HOOK interacting protein 2. NCBI's taxonomy places the organism in Eukaryota, Metazoa, Chordata, Actinopteri, Labriformes, Labridae. The transcript has 17 exons. The coding region runs from base 262 to 2484 and encodes 740 amino acids. The record is from RefSeq and is a predicted model, not a curated record.